Molecule: messenger RNA, 677 nt
Organism: Nycticebus coucang (slow loris)
Lineage: Eukaryota; Metazoa; Chordata; Mammalia; Primates; Lorisidae
Product: 60S ribosomal protein L13a-like
Exons: 1
Coding region: 30-641 (203 amino acids)
Biological process (GO): translation; negative regulation of translation
Cellular component (GO): cytosolic large ribosomal subunit; ribosome
Molecular function (GO): structural constituent of ribosome; mRNA binding
Source: RefSeq, a predicted model, not a curated record
ACUGUUGCUUUCCCAGGCAGCCGCCGAAGAUGGUGGAGGGGCAGGUCCUGGUGCUGGAUGGCAGAGGCCAUCUCCUGGGGCACCUGGCGGCCAUUGUGGCCAAACAGGUACUGCUGGGCCGGAAAAUGGUGGUUGUGCGUUGCGAGGGCAUUAACAUCUCUGGCAAUUUUUACAGAAAUAAGUUAAAGUACCUGGCCUUCCUCCGCAAACAGAUGAAUACCAACCCAUCUCGUGGACCCUACCAUUUCCGGGCCCCCAGCCAUAUUUUCUGGCGCACUGUGAGAGGCAUGCUGCCCCACAACACCAAGCAUGGCCAGGCUGCCCUGGACAGCCUCAAGGUGUUCGAUGGGAUCCCACCACCCUAUGACAAGAAAAAAUGGAUGGUGGUUCCUGCUGCCCUCAGGGUUGUACGACUGAAGCCUACAAGAAAGUUUGCCUACCUGGGGCACCUGGCACAUGAAGUUAGCUGGAAGUACCAGGCAGUGACAGCAAUCCUGGAGGAGAAGAGGAAGGAGAUGGCUAAGAUCCACUACCAGAAGAAAAAGCAGCUCAUGAGGCUACGGAAACAGGCUGAAAAGAACGUGGAGAAGAAAAUUAACAAAUACACAGAGGUCCUCAAGACCCACGGACUCCUGGUCUGAGCCCAAUAAAGACUUUAUUCCUUAAAAAAAAAAAAA